GUGAAUGGCAAGGACCUCUCCAAGGCCAGCCAUGAGGAGGCACUGGAAGCCUUCCGCAGCGCCAAGGACCCCAUCGUGGUGCAGGUGCUGCGGAGGAGUCCUGUCGCCAGGGGCAACAGCCAUCUGGUGGAUGUGUGCACACAGACCGACAUCACAUUCGAGCACAUCGUGGCCUUAUCCAAGAUGCGGCCCGCCACGCCCCCGGUCCCGGACACCUGCCCCUUUGUCCUCUCUGACAGCUGUCACUCACUGCAGACGAUGGAGCGGGAAUAUUACGAGAGCCCCGAGUUCCUCUCCAGCCUCCCUGCAGAUGGCAUCAGGACAGACGCCUUCGAGUAUGAGGAGGUGGAGCUUCGCCGACUCAACAGUCAGGAGAAGCUCGGCCUGACCUUGUGCUACAGGACAGACGAUGAGGACGACGUCGGCAUCUAUGUCAGCGAGGUGGGGCCCAACAGCAUCGCGGCCCGGGAUGGCCGCAUCAGGGAGGGGGACCGAAUUUUACAGGUCAACGGACGGGACGUGCGGGACAGACAGGAGGCCGUGGCCCUGCUGUCCAGCGAGGACAUGCACAACAUCCUGCUGCUGGUGGCCCGGCCCGAGAUACAGCUGGAGGAUGCCUGGCUGGACGAGGAACACAGCCAGCUGCUGGAGGAACUGAAGAUGGAGAUGUUGGAGGAACGGCAGCAAGAGGAGGAGGAGGAGGAGGAGGGCGCCCAGCGGGCCAAGCAGCCCGAAGAUGACGGGCCGGCGGACGCAGCUUCCUGCUCAGCUGGAGCCCGGGACUCAGAGGGGGGAGCCGGGGGGCGCCGCGACCUGCCAGCACUGAGCCACGCCCAUAGGCUCUCGCGAUGUCUGCAGGAGGCGGUGAGGGAGGCCCAGGCCCUGGAUGCUUUGGCCGACACACAGAGCACCGAGAGCCAGGCCUCAGAGGAGCUCCUGGAAAGCCUGCCGCCCCGGGGAGAAGAGGAGCAGGAGGACGAGGAGGAGGACGAAUGUGACCACUACCAGCAGCUCCUGGAGCUCAAGUGCCAGAUCCGCAACAGUGGCGAGUACGACCUGUACUACAGCAGACGCAGUACCAUCGGGUGCACUCUGGGGGAGCCAGCGGGCAUGGAGCGGGAGCUGCGUCUCCUCAACGAGGAGCUCAAGAGCAUCGAACUGGAGUGCCAGAAUAUCAUGCAGGCCCAUCAGCUACGCAAGGCCCGGGACCAGGGUCGUCUGGAACGCAGCCUCAAGCUAGGGAACAUCAAGGAGCACCUGGAGAAGUCGGACAAGGACAGCUCGAGCGCAUACAACACGGCAGAGAGCUGCCGGAGCACGCCGCUGGCAAUGGACCGAUCGCCAGAACAUUCCCUGCAGAGGAGAGUCAGCCUCACCAACCAGAAGAACGCGCUGGCCUCAAAUCACAGGCUGCAGGCGGCCCUCCUGGCCAGGGCACGCGGUCUGAAACAGGGUGGGGCGCCCCCUGCUGACGAGGAGUUCCAAGGACAGGAGAAGCCGCGCUGGAACCAGACGGCCUGCCUGUCGCCGUACCAUGGCUCCCAGUACCGGCACGCCAACAUGCCAGCGCACGCCAGGCGGUACCAGAGCUACAUGCAGCUGGUCCAGCAGCGCUCGGCCGUGGAGUACGCGCAGAGCCAGCUCAGCCUGGUGGGCGUGGAGCCCAAGAUGGAGUGGAAGGUGAAGGUGCGCGGUGACGGCACUCGGUACAUCACCAAGCGACCGGCGCGGGACCGCAUCCUGCGCGAGCGGGCGCUGAAGAUCCGCGAGGAGCGCAGCGGCAUGACCACGGACGACGACGCUGCCAGCGAGCUCAAGAUGGGCCGCUACUGGAGCAAGGAGGAGCGCAAGCAGCAGCUGGCCCGGGCACGGGAGCAGCGGCGGCGCCGGGAGUUCAUGCAGCGCAGCCGGCUGGAGUGCCUGCGGGAGGCACCACAAAGCGCCGCCGAGCCACGCAACGAGGUCAGCAUCAUCGAGCUCAGCCACAAGAAGAUGAUGAAGAAGCGCAACAAGAAGAUCCUGGACAACUGGAUGACCAUCCAGGAGCUGAUGACGCAUGGGGCCAAGGCCCCGGAUGGAGCGAAGGUGCAUAACGCCUUCCUGUCCGUCACCACUGUGUGAGAUGCACUCUGACGCCCCCUGGUGUUAUUUACCUGCCUCGUUCAAUGUGGCAUUUUUAUGAGAGAAGGGUAUUUUUCGUGAAUGAUUUUUCUAAAUGGGGUUUUUCAUCCGUCUUUUUGGGGACUCAUGCAGUUUUUCAUUCCAUUGUGUCUUUUUGCCUCAGAAACGCGGUGCUUUUAUAAAGACCUGGUUACUGUUUAUUUCGAACGCUGUUUUCCCUGUAAUGGAAGCAUGUCUGAGGUGGAUCUCAUUGGACUCGGCCAGAGAGCUCGUCCCGCUUGUGCCGGCACUUUCCCGCCUGGUGGUUCCCUGCCCCCGAUUCGCUACCUCUUUUCCUGGGAACGAUUUGAGACGCUCCAGCUCUGAUGUCAAGGUUUCUCAUACGACUCAUUGUUUUGGAUAUUUACAUACAGUUUUUAACGGUCACCAGUCACACGUUUGCAUAAACCCCAGUGUGAUUUCAAAAGGAAAGUUUUUGACACUCUCAAAGCUGUAAUGUAAAUUAAUGGGAUAUACUAACUUACCAGCAUACCAGUAAAUUCAUUAAUAAGGCAUUUUGCAAUUUUAUAAAGCCUGUUGGUGGUCUACAAGUCAGCUGGGAAAGUAUGACUUGGUAUGAACGUCACUUCUCAGAGAUAGUGGAAAAUCUUUUUUUUUGAUACAGGAGAAUCUGGAGUAGAUGUAGGCAGUGUUUAUCUUGGGAGCUGUUGGAGUGUGCCCCCUCCACAAGAAAUGAAUAAUUUUGUGAAUAAAUGAAUCAUUUAUGCAGCAAAUUCAUGCAGUAAAAAUGUAUCUCAGUACUUCUCAUGCCUGUCACAAUACCGUCGACAAAGAGGAUCCCACAGCCGCCUACAUCUUCUCUGAAGAUUUCUGUUAUGUUCCUAAGAUAUCUAGAUUUUUUCUAGAUCUACCGGAUAUGGAAGUUACCUUUGUGUACAGUAUGUAUUGUAAAUUAUUCAUUCUUUUGUAAUAAGCCUUAAGGGAAUUUCAUCAUGUCACUGUUUUUUAUGACAAAUGCCAAAAUAAUCUAACAGCCUUUAUUUCAAUAUGACAGCAAAAUCCUGAAGGAGUCCCAUCACAGAGAACGAAGCAUUUUCCUUUUUUGAUAUUACACUGUAAACAGAUUUAGUCGUCAUUUAUAGUACUGCAUCCAGUAGUGGGUAGCUUGUAGCCAGUGUGUGGUCAUUGUGAAAAUGGGGUAA
This is a messenger RNA of Paramormyrops kingsleyae, 3323 nucleotides long. The record is from RefSeq and is a predicted model, not a curated record. NCBI's taxonomy places the organism in Eukaryota, Metazoa, Chordata, Actinopteri, Osteoglossiformes, Mormyridae.